This is a messenger RNA of Cinclus cinclus, 1544 nucleotides long. It is a transcript of the gene CMC4, whose product is annotated as C-X9-C motif containing 4. Gene Ontology annotation, cellular component: mitochondrial intermembrane space. The transcript has 3 exons. NCBI's taxonomy places the organism in Eukaryota, Metazoa, Chordata, Aves, Passeriformes, Cinclidae. The record is from RefSeq and is a predicted model, not a curated record. The coding region runs from base 1 to 291 and encodes 96 amino acids.
AUGUGCAUUUUGUGCUUUAGUCCUCCUACCUGUAGUUCAGCCAGGCUGAACCAGUUCCUGAACAUGUCCCGGAAGGAUCCCUGCCAGAAACAAGCCUGUGAAAUACAGAAAUGCUUGCAAGAGAACAACUACCUGGAGUCCAAGUGUGAAGCUGUGCUUCAGGAGAUGCGGAAAUGCUGUGCUCGGUACCCCAAGGGCAGAUCCGUCUGUUGUUCAGGGUUUGAGAGAGAAGAAAGGGAGAGAGAAAAGGUUAAGUUGACUUCAGAAGGAAUUUCCCCGCCACCUCAGUAACACAAUGGAGCUCCAGCAGGUGCUGGAGCAUGGACUCACUUGAAGAGCUCGUGUGUGUUUUUUCAAGCCUUCUUUAGACUUUCAGAAAAGCCAGAUUGCUCCUGGAACACACUGUUCAGCACACCAAAAAGCAUAACACAGUACCAACAUAUGGCCUGGUUAACAAACUUUAUUUUCUGUACGAAAACAUAAUCUAUGUUGCCUCUGCAUCACACCUGUGAAAUGUCAACUUGAUGUUUUUAGGAUGCUUACCUUACUCUAAUCCAUCCUUGCUCUAAAAAUGAAGAAUUGGAACCGAGCUAUUCUGGCUUCUGGAGAGGGAGGUACAGGAAAUGAGCUCAGAAGAGUGAGUUUAAACAUGAAACAAACCCAUCUUGACACAACAAAGGUAUUGCUGCCACCAUGCAGUAGUUCAAGACAACAUUUGCCUGUCCAGUGGUUCAAGCUCAAGAAUGGGAGUCAGGUCUGGUGAUUGUUCCUAAGUCUUGCAUAGAUCAUGAGUGGCUACAAGUCACUUUGCCUAAGUGCCUCACUUUUCCACUGGACAGAGUUGUUUCUUUUGUAUUUGAAUUGCCUACACGCUGCUAUUUGCAUGAUAAAGAUGUUACAGGAGUAUUAUUUCAGGGAUUGCUACAGGGAUAGGAUAUUUUUUUAAAAAAGCAAUAUUCAUUUGAAAGAUUUGACUGUUGAUACAAAAUUUAUAAAUUUAUGUCUAAUUGAACACCUUUAAGCAAUAUGCUUUGAAUCUAAGUCUAGUUAAAACUGCUGAUACCCAAAGGCCUGUCACAGAGCCCUGGGCUAGAUCCAAGAACUGACUUAGGUGCUGCUUACUGAACAAGCAGUUGUAGGCAGUUAUUUUUCACACAGCAUUCCAGACUCACUCCCAAGCCGGCUACGUCUGGACCCCAGGUGAGAUGGCUUUCCAGAAGCUCAUGCAGCAGAAUUUCCUGUGACCUGUAGGAAGAGCUCAUAGACAGGUUCCUGCACCACCCUUCAGAGCUGCCUGUCUCGCUAUCCCCUGUAGCAGGAGUCCAGGCACCCAAGUAUCAGGCUUCCAACCCACUAGCCCUAACUCUGUAUUAGAUCUAGCCGUAAAGGACUUUUGUGCUGUGAUAAAGUACAACUUACUUAUGAAAUAGAGCUUCUAUAAACCACUGAGGUCUAGGCACAAUAGUUGUGUGUAUUGAAGCCUAGAAGAGCAAACCAUCUGUAUUCACUGCUCUGAAAUACCAUGGUACAAAAUAAACGACUGG